CCCGACGCUGACCGCGCUCCGGGGAGACGCCGCAGUGUUGCACCCGAACCGCCCUGGUCCGCGCGCCGCAGGCUCCUAGUGAAGCGAGCCAGCGCCCGUCCCGUCCCCGUGUGCUUUCGGGACGACUGGCGUCACGCAAGCGUCGGGCUUAAAUCGGGUGGCUCUGCGGUCGCGGUGUAAAUUAUGAAUGUGGCUGCGGCAUGUGUGUGUUUUUGCUCUUGUUGAUGCUGCCCGAGUCUGACGCAGCAGAACCAACAGUUGGAGGUUUUGACCAGCGAGCAAGGGAAGAGAUCGGGGCCGCGGCUGUAUCCCGAGAGAGAUGCGGGUGCCCCUCCCCCGCUGUACGGCGUAUGUGACACAUCGAAAUUGUGUAUAUUUAGGGCAUAAAACUUGCCGUUUCGGUUACACCGACUUACUUUCUUACAGCGCUUAGAUCAGAAAUCUGGGACCAGGCAGAGUACUCUCAUUAGGCGUCGCUGAAAGUCAGGAGUUACCCGGUUUGGGCUCUUCUAGAGACCCCGGGGAAGAAUGCCUUCCAGGGUAUUUUAGCUUUCGCCUGCAGGGUUCCUUUCCUCCUUAGAGUUUCCCUGUGUGCCCACCUACCGGCCAUCUCAGAUGCCAGCAGUGAUGCGUUAACUCCUGCUCGGGCUCCAAACCCCUGCUUUCCCCUGCUGCCGCCUCUCUGGCUCAGGGAAUUACAUCGGGCCCGCAGGGGAUCCAGGACAGUCUCCCUGUCUUGACGUCAGCUGGCUCACAACAUUGAUCACACCUGCAGAAUUCCUCUGCAGUGGAACAUGGAUGUAACGCAACCAUCCAGGGUUGGAGACUGCUGUUCUCUUCGCGCCCUGCCCUGUGGUGUGAUGACAGGAUUUGCGAAAGUCAAGUGGCAGGUGCCUCAGUUUCAAUCUGGGAAUUCUUUAAAUGAAACUGGUUUAAAAUCUUUGAUCAGACACAGAAGAAAGACUCCAGUCGACAAUAAGGUGGAAAAGAAUGACGUCCUUAAACAGUCUGCAGAAUGUCAUCUAUGAGCCGGGAAUCCCCUACGUCGGGACCAUUUCUGAGCCGCUGGAGCCUGGAACUUCGAUUGUGCUACGUGGGCACGUCCCUGGUGACUCAGACAGAUUCCAGGUGGACCUGCAGUGUGGCAGCAGCGUGAAGCCCCGGGCGGACGUGGCCUUUCACUUCAACCCACGGUUCAAAAGGGCCAACUGCAUUGUGUGCAACACUCUGAGAAAUGAAAAGUGGGGGUGGGAAGAGAUCACCUACGACAUGCCUUUCAAAAAGGAAGAGUCUUUUGAAAUCGUGAUCAUGGUCCUGAAAGAGAAAUUCCAGGUGGCCGUCAAUGGCAGACACGUCCUGCUGUACGCGCACCGCAUCCCCCUGGACAAGGUAGACACGCUGGGCAUCCGCGGCCAGGUGACCAUUCGCUCCGUCGGCUUUUGUUUCAGCCCGGUACCAAAGUCUGACAUGCCGCAGUUUCCUAGUAAUAGAGGAGGAGGCACUUCUAAAGUCGUGCCCAGAACUGUCUACACCAAGAGCAAAGGUUCGACAGCCAGUCACACUUUGACUUGCGCCAAAAUUCUGCCUACCAACUGUCUGUCAAAGACCCUGCCCUAUGUGGCGAAGUUGAACUCCUCCAUGGGCCCUGGACGGACGGUCGUCAUUAAAGGAGAAGUGAACACAUGCGCCAAAGGCUUUAAUGUUAAUCUACGCUCAGCAAAAUCCAGGGCAAUUGCUCUCCACCUGAACCCACGCCUCAACAGUAAAGCGUUCGUGAGGAAUUCGUUUCUUCAGGAGUCCUGGGGAGAAGAAGAGAGAAAUAUUACCUGCUUUCCAUUUAGUCCUGGGAUGUACUUUGAGAUGAUAAUUUAUUGUGACGUGAGAGACUUCAAGGUGGCAGUGAACGGCGCGCACAGCCUGGAGUACAAGCACAGGUUCAAGGAGCUCGGUGACGUCGACACGCUGGAGGUUGACGGCGACAUCCGCUUGCUGGAAGUGAGGAGCUGGUAGCCGCCCGCCUGCCCGCUGCAGAAGCUGAAAUACAGAGUGGCUUCCGUAACACUGGCCUGGCUGGCGUGCGUCUUCCCGGCACGGCACGGUUCACGUACACUGUUAACUAGUGAGCUUGCAGAGUUCGGUCCCCGCACUCGGCCAUGCCGGGCAGGGCGGCCUCGUGUUGCAGAGUCUGAGUAGCACCUUCUCGCCGUUACCGAGGCCUCUCCCCUCCCCUGGCCUCCCCUGCUUAGACCCCCUUCACUGAGCGCUCCCCUGCCAGCUGUGUGCUGGCAGCCCCCGGGCUCCCUGCUCUGCUGAGCUCAGACCCUCCUUUGCCAUCGCACCAUUGUUUCCUCUUCAGGCACUACAUAAACUCACCAGGGACUUGAGAGAAUCACUCUUAAAUCACCUAAAGACACUAGCUUACAGGGUGACCGCUCACACCCAGGCUCAGCCACGUCCCGUAACCAGAAGGACUUGCACCUGGCGGUUUCCUUUAGCACCGUACUUAGCUCUACUAGCUGCAGGCAUUACCAAGUCAUUAACACGACGAACACCACACAGCACGAGAAGGCGAAAAAAAGCUGUUUGGCAAACAAACCAAAUGGCGUUGAGAUUUGCCUGAUGUCAAUCUCAAGGCCUCUGCUUUCCGCACCAGUAACUGCUCAUUUUAGAUGCUGGCACUGAGGGUGAGUCAGACGCCUGCACGCACUAUACACAAAGUUCAAGGUGGGAGCAAGACGAAUUCAACGUGUACAGUUUUACGGGAAACAGGGCAACGUCAGGAUUAGACUGAGUGACGAGGCAGGCCCCGCCAGGUGACCUCGCCCGGCGAGAGGCAGCGCGAGCCCGCCCCAUGCAAACCAGCUCAGCCCUGCGCUUCCGAGCGCGGCCCUGUCACCGUUAGCGCCUGAGAUCAAAACAGCGUCCCGCUUUGAUUAAAUCAGGCCUGUGCCAGCAAGUCAGUGCUGCGCUGCUGGGAUGUUUUGUUGCUCUUUGAAGAGAGCUGGCAGGUCUUUGUAGAAUUCUUACAGGUCAGGUCUCGUUGCAGGAAACUUCAGAGGCUUGGGACGGGGAGGUAAACAGCUCAGUCAGAUCAUCUUAUGGUAAAUUGCUGGGCUGAACUGGCCAGGAUUUGGGAACACUAUCGUAACAGUUUUUGGUUAGGCGUGAUUUGUAGUAAUAAUGUCUAUUACCAGUCUUCCAGCACUAAUGCUUUCCCACCUUUUCCUGUUAAUUUAUUGUGCUAAGUUGUGCAAGCUUAAAAAAAAAAUGGAGGGGGAACGUUGGGAAAGUUGUGAAAGGCAAGGAGGGGGUAGAAUCCCCCAGGGUUAUUUUUCCCUUCAGAAAAUAACAUCUGAUGACAUAGGUUUUGGUCUUUUGGACCAAACCUCUUUAAAAACACAUCUGAUAAAAGCUGAGCUCUUUGCAAAAAAAAAAAAAAAAAAAACCACCAGAGGGCAUGGCAGAAACUGAAGGCCAGUUAGGAGAAAAGGGAAGCCCACUUACAUUGUUUUCUCCGUUUGAACAGUGCAGCUUCAUUUUACAUGGCUGCAUCACUAAGACCUCAGACUGAUUCUCUGAUAGAGUAAAUACAAAAUCUUAAGAUGUUUUUUGAAAAGAAACAUUUCUUAAAGAGAAAAAUGCACUCACCCACAGCAAGCUCUAACUCCAAACUGCAAACCAGCCUCUGCUGCUCGGUCCUAAUUCUGCACCAAACCCUCAGAUUAGAUCAGGGGCUUUCAAACUCAGUUUGAACACCUAUGGGAGAGUUCUAAGAUGCUGUAAAUUUUAAAAAGGCAUGAAUUAAAAAAUAAAAUGCCUUAAACAAAA
This is a messenger RNA of Vicugna pacos (alpaca), 3828 nucleotides long. The record is from RefSeq and is a predicted model, not a curated record. NCBI's taxonomy places the organism in Eukaryota, Metazoa, Chordata, Mammalia, Artiodactyla, Camelidae.